GCGGAUACUACAAGUUCGUGUGAGCUAACACACUCAACCAACAAAGAGACCUUCAGAUAUGGCAUAUCCGCCCUGAACACAGCCACUCAAGGUCGUGGAGGCAGAUUCGACCUGGUACUAUUUGUUUCGAUUGUCAGAUUGUCUUAACAUUAUGUUUGUGUUAUUUCUGAUGCUUGUUAAUCGCUUACUCAAGCUAUCUCUUUUUUCUCCCAAAGGAACCCACUUACUGUUACGAACACGUCCCAGAUAAGGCUGUGUUGCAUAAGGUUUUCACUCGUCCCGUCGUUUGACUCAAUGACGGUGGGAUUAAUCGACACGUGGGGCUACAAUCUAGAUUGAAGAUUCCAUUUAUCAAUGAUCGGAUGGGGAAUUCGGCUGGGAAUUAAUUUGCUAUGACCUGUGAGACUUUUGAUUGUCCUCGUAAAUUAUUCCAAAAGUCACUUUGAGUUAGAGAUGGGUUAGAACAUCUACAUAUUUUUUGUCAAAAUGUGUGGGUUCCUUCAGUACAUUGGGAUGUAUUUGACAAGUUCCCAUGGUGAGACUAAUUUAUGGACGACCUUGAGCGACGCUAGACUGACCUUAAGAGUGUCCACCUAAUAUCUAGGACCAAAUGAGGGUUAUAAACCUGUGUAAGGAAUUAAAAUUAUGUUUUGCAGUUGGUGAUUAAGGUUAAAAAUUAAAUUUACGGUCCUCAUCGCGAACAGACAUCAGCUGUAGUGCCAAAACUCUACUUAAGCAAAUGGAUGAGUGAGUUUCACGUUAAAAUCCGAGACCUAUUAUCUUAUACCUGAUUAGUUCGUCCAUAAAUCAUCAUUUCAUCGCUACCAUACUUUGCCAGUAAACUGUCCAAUCUAUGUAUGAAAACAGACAUUUUCGGCAAUAUAAAGUCAUUAAUAAAUAGUGCCUCAUACGCCUCCCUGGAGUUUCUUACGUUUUGCUAACUUUCGUGUAUAAAUUCUCUCAGGCCGUUUUCAGGAACUUUCGGUUCACGCGUUCAACCUGCUGAGCACACACAUGAGUCGACGCACCAAUAAAUCAUGCUCUAAGUGUUAUCUACUUAACUAGUAAAUAGCUAUCAUUCCAUCAUCCAGUUACACUGAAGAAGGCGAACUUUAGUCAAAGUUAGUGUGUGACUUCUCACUUAGUUUGUGUGUUGUGUGAAGCUUUGAAUACAACUGGUGCUGAAUAGUGUUUACUAGCUAUGCCUCAUAUUAGCUUUCUUUUGUUUUCUGCCGUUUAGACUGUCCACUUUUGGCUACAAGGUCGCAUACUUUGGUCCCUGGCUGAAUACCUAAUAACAUAAACUGACACUACACCUUGAAAUGCUUUCUAAGACACUUUUGAAGAGUAAUCAUAGUACGUUAGUUUUUUUAUAUACCUUGAUAAAAUUUUUACUACCAGCGCGUGUUUAUAUUUCGACAGUUUAUUUCACGUUCUUAUAGGUGGUUAUCUUUACUCAUUAGUUUGUUCGACUGACAGUUGUAAAGUCCAAUUUUGAGCAUAAGAUCUGUAUACAUUUGCUAUCCCUUCAUAUGUUUUUCGUGCCCCAACAGCUGUCGUAAACAUAAUAUAUAAACAUAAUGCACACGGUCAUAGUUCACUGGGAUCUGUGAGAAUCCACAGAACUUUAAAAUUGCACCCUAAAUUCAUGGAAAGAUUAAAUGAAUGUUAGAAAUCGCUGCAAUGGCUCCGGUCUUAUACUGUCUCACAAACUACAGUUUGGAACUUCUUGAAUUCACUGGGACAGUCACUUUGUUUGGGAUUGAAUAUUUGAAUCUCAAAAUCUUUUUAUAGAAAGUGAAGCAAACUAUUGAAAAUGAUUGUAUGAAUACCGCAAAUUUACCUAGAACAUUUGUAGUUCAAAUAAACGAUUUCGCAGUAGUUUACUUAAAAUUAAAUUCCAAGACGCUCGAAUGUAUUUUUGCUUGCACCUCCCUUCCCCUAUAUUUCACAACUCUAUUUCAUUAUUUGUGACACAUACUUACUUUGGUGCCCAGUUGUCCCGGUAUCUAUAUCCUUACCUGUUACUCCUGGUGGGGCACAGGUCGAUUACCAAUAAUCUCCAACCAACUCUGUUUUUAGCUCUUCGGUCCAACUGUUGUCAAGUGCUACUCGUAGUCUUGACGUCCACCCCCAGACUUCAGUGACAUGUCCUUUGAUCUGCCCCCUUUCCUUUCGCCUUAGAGAUUUCAAGUUAGUGCUUGCUUUGUGGUGCAGUUCAGUAAUUUCCGUAAAGUGCAUCCUAUUCGCCUCGAGCGUUUUUCUGAUUUCCUCAGUUGAAAGAUCGUUUCUUUACCUGGGAGUGUAGGUUAUUACUGAUGAUCUUUGGCUAAUGGGUUGAAGUAUCUUAUGUAGACAGUUGUUUGUAUAUACCUUUAAUAUUUUGGUUGUGAUGAUGGUAGUUUCAUCUUCAUACAAUCGAACUGUUUUAACGCUAUUAUUUAGAAUCCUAACUUCAGUCUUGAGUGACAGUUGUUUAGAGUUCUAGAUAUUCUUUGAUUGUAACAAUGCUUUGUUAAUUCGUGCUUUGGCAUUACUAGAUCCUCCUUGUUUAGGAAUGGAUUUCACUAAUCUCUAUUACGUAGGAUUUUGAUCUGCUCACAAAUGACAAGUACUAUACGUAAACACUUCCUUGCAAUCGAGGAUGGGAUAGAUAGAAGACGUGCGUAGAUCAAUAGUAUCUAACCAAGGACUUCUCCAAAACAAUGUUGGUUCAUGGUGCAAUAAUCGAACUAGUAAUACUGAGGUCAGACAUAGUUUACUAAGGAAGUGUAGACUGGUUCUUUAUUGACUGAAAUAGUUACAACACAUGUUAAAAGUUACCUUUUUUGAUUUCGAUAUUUUCCAGUCAUAAAGUGUUAAUCAUUUUGUUGUUCUUAUUCAGAGUGUUGGGAGAUAUAUUUUAAUACAUUAUUGCGGUUUUAGAAACAUUUUUGUUCCUCAGGAAAAAUAUAAUUACAAGUGGAUCUGAGAAAAACAAACAAAACAACUAUUCACAUCCCAGUUAUUUCGAGAAUCCUUUAAGUUGUCCUGAUUAUUUUGGUCUUAAGAACUUGGUUAAUGUUACGGAUUUAUUCCAAGCUCGUGUUCAUUUGGGUCACCGAUCGGCGUUACGCAAUGAAUACAUGAAGCCAUACAUAUACGGUUGUAGACAAGGUGUAGACAUAAUUGAUCUACAACAGACAUGUUCCUUGAUGUUUGAUGCACUUAAUUUCGCGGCUCACAUUGCCUACCGUCAAGGAAUAAUACUUUUUAUGUACCAGAAUAAACAAGUAAGUAGAUCAACUCGUCUUUUGCAACUGAAGUUUUAGUUAAUAACUGAAAAAAUUACCAUUAAGGUUGUUGUCUUAGGUAAGUUUAUAAACAAAUAAUAAUUACUAUGCACUGCCAGAGGUGCAGUGCAGCUGGGAUAAACGAGUGUAUGGUAACAUGCUGAUAGAGAAUGUAUUGUUUUAAACGAUGAAAACACUAAUCUCCCCUAUCCGACUGCACACGUUACUUUGACACAGUAAUCUGGCUUGUCUAUCUUGACUUGCGAACCGAGCUAUAUUACAUACUUUUCCGAUUAGUGAGUCUAUUUAGGGCAAGAAUAACAAAUGUGGCAGAGCAACCUGAAUUCACUAUAUUUCGAGCUAUACUGUUUGGAACAUAUACCUGGGAGUUCUACACGUUGUUUGGGAAGCGGCUAAACUAGAGGCAGAAGACGCAAGGUCCGACGGUGAAGUCAGCUUUGUGCCACCAUUCGUAUUAUUAUUUCCUCAUUUGUUUCCCGUCUUGUCAUUUUUAUUGACGUAUUAACGUGCGGUAAACUGGGUCGUUGCAUCCUCAUCCCGAACCUUCAUUUUUGGUUGCUUUAUCCGUAUAGGCUGAUCCAAAAUCUGCAGCUGAAUAAUUCAAGCGGUGAUACUUAGAAAGUUAUAGUGGUAUGACCUCUGUUCUUAACAUCGUACUAUUACAUGCUUCCGGUUUCCUAUUGCAGCUUAUUACUUUUUGGUUCCAUGUUACUAAUAGCAUCCGGCUCCAUGCCCAUCUUUUUGUUUCGGUGUGAGUUAUGGCAACUUGGACCAUCAUAUAUCCCCACAACUAUAUUGAUUAUCCACUGAUUUGUACUAUAGUUGAAGCCACACAGCUUACUUCGUAGCAAUCUGCUCUAUCGCUGCCCGCCUUAAUCUUAACCUACUUUAUCCUUUCAUUGCCAGAUGUUACCCUUAAUUGAAAGGACUGCUGAAAAUGUUGGCGAGUAUUCUUACUGCCGCAAAUGGGAAGGUGGAGUUUUCACAAACUCAUCGGAUGUUUUUCAUGACUCUGUGAGGCUACCUGACUUAGUCCUUUUUCUCAGCACCUGUAAUUCAAUCUGCAGACCACAUUCUGCUGUACGAGAUGCGGCAAAGAUGCUCAUUCCAACAAUUGGUGUAGUUGAUACAAAUUCGGACCCCAGAUUGAUUAGCUAUCCUGUGCCCGGUAACGACGAUAGCCCUACAUCAGUACGUUUGUUCUGUGCGUUAUUCGCUGAAGCUAUUACAAGGGGCAAAAAGGCCGCUGCUCGAGACCGAAUAUUAAAGGAGCAGCUGGACCGCCAAUCAGAGUCAUCAAAUCGCGUGGGAACAUCAGCAAUCCCCUAACAAUAAAUUACUUACUGCUCUAUAAACUUGUAUAUGUACAUAUAUUUAUAUAUAUUCGAUUGAUAAGUUAUAUCUCAAAGCCCAUUUAUUUUCAUCCAUUCAGUUCGCGGUAGUAGGUAGUUUCACAAAAAUGGAAACGAUCAUUGUGUUCAAAAUAAAAGAGCUCUCAUACUUUGUCGAUUUCUCAUCCGUGCUAACUUUAUGUAACGGUGACAUUAAAUUCAUCAACGCCAUACUACUGAGUUCAGUUACAACUGAAAACUAUAUUUAUCUGAUCCAGUCAAAAACAUUUCAUCAC
Molecule: messenger RNA, 4920 nt
Organism: Schistosoma haematobium
Lineage: Eukaryota; Metazoa; Platyhelminthes; Trematoda; Strigeidida; Schistosomatidae
Product: 28S ribosomal protein S2, mitochondrial, variant 2
Exons: 3
Coding region: 4200-4622 (140 amino acids)
Biological process (GO): translation
Cellular component (GO): ribosome; mitochondrial small ribosomal subunit
Molecular function (GO): structural constituent of ribosome
Source: RefSeq, a predicted model, not a curated record